UUUCCAAAGCUGCGCAGGGUGACGCUUCAGGCGGUGUAAGUAAGGAUCUGUCCACCGCUUUAUCCGGUAAGAAAGACCGUGACGACUGUUGGAUACGAUGGCGGCAGCGGCUACUGGAGGAACGGUUACCGGGGGUCCGACGACUGGCCAGGCAGGCGGGAGCACGUCGAUCGGCAAGAAGAAAGACGGCGGCCCGUCGGCGAAGUUUUGGGAGAGUUCAGAUACGGUGUUUCAGAUGGACGCGGUGCGUCAGUGGAUUAUGAAGCAUUACAAAAAGUAUGUCCAGACGGACUCCCCCUCCAACAAGUCCUUGGCUGGCUUGGUCAUGCAGUUGCUGCAGUUUCAGGAGGAUGCCUUUGGGAGGAAGAUGAACAACCCCGCCCUCACCAAACUGCCCAACAAGUGUUUCCUGGACUUCAAGCCUGGAGGUGCUCUGUGUCACAUCCUGGGCUCCGUUUACAAGUUCAAGAGUGAGCAAGGCUGGCGCAGAUUCGACUUCCAGAACCCUUCCAGGAUGGACAGGAACGUGGAGAUGUUCAUGACUGUGGAGAAGGCCCUCGUGCAGAACAACUGUCUGACACGGCCUGUUGUGUUCCUGACUCCGGACAUCGAGCAGAAGCAGGCGGCUAAGCUCAGGGACGUCAUCAAAAGACACCAGGGCUCAAUCACAGAGGAGAAGACCAAAGCCACGCAUGUCAUUUAUCCCUCUCCUGCCUCCCUCGAUGAAGAGGAGUGGCUGCGUCCUGUCAUGCGUAAAGAGAAACAGGUGCUGGUGCACUGGGGGAUGUUCCCUGACAGCUAUGACACGUGGGUGUCCUCCAGCGAGGUGGAGGCAGAUGUGGAAGACCCCCCAGGCGCCGAGAAGCCCUGGAAGGUUCACGCCAGGUGGGUCCUUGACACCGAUGCCUUCAAUGAGUGGAUGAAUGAGGAAGAUUAUGAGCUGGAUGAGAACAAGAAGCCUGUGAGCUCCCGCCAACGCAUCUUCCCACGUGAGGAAGAGUCUUCCCGUACACCUGAUCGCAAGGACCGCAAGGCGGCCAGCGGCAGCAAGAAGAGGAGGCGGUCUCCGUCGCCCCAGGCCACGCCCACUGAAUCCCGCAAGAAGGGGAACAAGAAGGGGACCCCUGGGCAGUACUACAAGCGCAGAGGCCACCGGGGAGAGGAGGAGGAGCCAGAGGAGGACCUGACCAAAGACAUGGAGGACCCCACUCCCGUCCCCAACAUGGAGGAGGUCAUCCUGCCCAAGAACGUGAAUCUGAAGAAGGACAGUGAGAACACGCCGGUGAAGGGCGGCACCAUGACAGACCUGGACGAACAGGAGGACGACUCCUUGCUCACUGGGGGGAAGGAGGACGAGGAACCGGGGAAGAUGGAGAUGAACCGGCUGUUGGACUCGGGCGAGGACAAUGUGACGGAACAGACCCACCACAUCAUCAUCCCCAGCUACGCGGCAUGGUUCGACUAUAACUGCAUCCAUGAGAUCGAGAGGCGUGCCCUCCCUGAGUUCUUCAACGGCAAGAACAAGUCCAAGACUCCAGAGAUAUACCUGGCUUAUCGUAACUUCAUGAUUGACACCUACCGCCUGAACCCCCAGGAGUACCUCACCUCCACUUCCUGCCGCAGGAACUUGACCGGAGAUGUGUGCGCCAUCAUGAGAGUACAUGCAUUUCUGGAGCAGUGGGGGUUGGUGAACUACCAGGUGGACGCAGAGAGCCGACCCCUCCCCAUGGGCCCCCCGCCCACCCCUCACUUCAACGUGCUGGCGGACACUCCCUCGGGAUUGGUGCCCCUCCUCCAUCGGCCGUCUCAGAUCCCAGCCUCGCAGCAGAUGCUCAGCUUCCCAGAGAAGACCAAGGAGAAGCCGAUGGACCUGCAGAACUUUGGGCUGCGUACCGACAUCUAUGCCCGGAAAAACCCCAAGAGCAAAGGUGCCAGUGCUGGGCGGGAGUGGACAGAGCAGGAGACCCUGCUGCUGCUGGAGGCCCUGGAGAUGUACAAGGAUGACUGGAACAAGGUGUCGGAGCACGUGGGGAGCCGCACGCAGGACGAGUGCAUCCUGCAUUUCCUGCGGCUGCCCAUCGAGGACCCGUACCUGGAGAACUCAGACGCCUCGCUGGGCCCACUAGCCUACCAGCCGGUGCCCUUCAGCCAGUCGGGGAACCCCGUCAUGAGCACCGUGGCCUUCCUGGCGUCCGUGGUGGACCCCCGCGUGGCCGCGGCGGCGGCAAAGGCUGCCCUGGAGGAGUUCUCGCGGGUCAGGGAGGAGGUCCCCUCCGAACUGGUGGAGGCCCACGUGAAGAAAGUGCAGGAGUCGAUGCGGAGCACGGGCAAGCUGGAGCCUGCCUUCGGGCUGGAGAGCAGCGGCAUCGCCGGCACGGCCCCCGACGAGCCUGAGAAGCCGGAAGGAGCAGAUGCUGAGAAGAUGGAGACUGAUGCUGAAGCCCAGCAGACUGAAAAGGUCGAGGACAAGGACAAAGAGGAGGCUGACAAGCCAGGUGAUUCUGCAGAGCGCCCCCCAGAGAGCGAGAAGAUGAAGAGCGAGGGGGCAGAGGCGGCAGACAGACAGCAGGAGGAUGGCGAGGGGACGGAGGAAAGCAAGACGGACAAGGAUAAGGAGGAGAGUAUGGAGGUCGGAGAUGGUUCCAAGGAGCCGGAGGGUGAGGAAGGUGUGAGGAAGGCGGACCCCGAAGUGAGCGAGAGAAACAUCGCCACCGCAGCCGCCGCCGCUCUGGCCUCUGCGGCCACCAAGGCCAAGCACCUGGCUGCCGUGGAAGAGCGGAAGAUCAAAUCUCUGGUGGCCCUGCUGGUGGAAACUCAGAUGAAGAAGCUGGAGAUCAAGCUGAGGCACUUUGAGGAGCUUGAGACCAUCAUGGACCGUGAGAAGGAAGCGCUGGAGCAGCAGAGGCAGCAGCUGCUGUCAGAGCGACAGGCCUUCCACAUGGAGCAGCUGAAGUAUGCGGAGAUGAAGGCACGUCAGCAGAUUGACCAGCAGAAGGCUGCGGGCCACCACGGCCCCCCUGCUGGUAUGCAUGGGCCCCCACCCCAGGGCUACAACCCCAUGCAUCACCCCAUGGGGUCCCACCACCCUCCACAGACAGGUGCCAUGGGGGGGCCCGGUCAGCCUUUGCCAGGCCGCAUGAUGCCUGUAGCCCCUCCACCAUCCAACAUGCCCCCCAUGAUGGGUGCCAUGCACCCAGGAGCCCCCAAUGGCAUGUACCCAGCCCCUCCCCCUACACAGCCUGAUGGGAUGUCCUCUGGCCCCGUGGGACCACCAGUAACUGGAGCAGCUCGUGUGCAAGCAGAAAAUUGAACCUCAUAAAAAGAAUAAUAAUAAUAAAACACUGAACCACACUUCCCCUAAACACACACACACACACGCACACACACACACACACACACACACACACACACUAAAGGACGUCAAUUGGCACAUUCCCACCAUCGGGGGGCAGCCACGAGGCCACAUGGCAGGUCCUCUGUCCUGUCCUCACCAGACACUUGUGCUUUACUCAGUACACAAGUAAUUUGGACUCUCUCUCCCCUUGCUGGCCAGCCUUCAUGGCUGUGGCCUCUCGCUUAUUCUCUAUUCCUUUCUCACCACAUUUUUCCUGAGUUUUUCAUGUGUGUGCUUGCACGUUGUCUUCUCCCCAGUCCUCGUGGCCUUCCUCACUGAGCAUCUACCUCUGAAUCCCACCGUUGGCUACUUGAGGGCGCCCACUGCUGGUGAGGGCCUGUUGGUGCUUUCGGGUGGCGAGGUCACUCUGCUGUCCCUGCAGCUGUUAGUGUCUGAGGGGUUCCCGCUCCUGCUGUUGGUAUGUGUGGACCACAAACCCUUUCUGCCCCCUGCAGGAUGCCGUAUCACUGAAGCAUUUGGACCAAACAUCUGUCUUCAGGGCUGUGGGCCACUUAGCCUCUGAAUCCCAAAUUGAUUUAUUUGUUUUGUUGGACUGUCUCUUAGCCUACCUCUAAACUGGAGUAGCUGCCAUUGCCCUUAAAGCACAGGCAACAGUAAGAACUUUUCCUCUGUAAUCGCACCAUUAAUCCCACAAUUCCCUUGGAUUGCAGUGUGUUUCCUAAGUGAGAUUGCAGUGGGUGGCACUGUGCUCUGUCCCACCAUCGUGAUUUUCUCACUGCCAUGUGAGCUGAUUAUCCCCCCCCCCCCACACACACACACAACAAAGAGCUACCAAUGUCCUGCCCUUUAGAGGUUGCUGUCAUGGGGUCCUGACCUGCAUAUGCCACGUGCUUUUUAUUUCCAUGUGCUGUAUUUUAUUAUUAUGGUUAUUGUUGUUUUUUUAAGCAAUGUCUCUUUUGUUGGUUCGUUCAGUGUUUGUAGUUCGAUGUUAAAUUGGUACCGAGACUGGCACUGUUGAAUAAACGUUUUAUAUUAACUGA
Messenger RNA from Paramormyrops kingsleyae, 4395 nucleotides. RefSeq names its product SWI/SNF complex subunit SMARCC1-like. The record is from RefSeq and is a predicted model, not a curated record. Gene Ontology annotation, molecular function: protein binding. Lineage: Eukaryota; Metazoa; Chordata; Actinopteri; Osteoglossiformes; Mormyridae. Gene Ontology annotation, cellular component: synapse. Gene Ontology annotation, biological process: cell projection morphogenesis.